Messenger RNA from Ostreobium quekettii, 807 nucleotides. NCBI's taxonomy places the organism in Eukaryota, Viridiplantae, Chlorophyta, Ulvophyceae, Bryopsidales, Ostreobiaceae. The record is from the annotation of a GenBank genome assembly.
AUGAAAAGAUCAACCGUGGUGGGUAAGGAGGGCCAUGGUGCAGUCACAGAUGCCAUCAGGACAAGCUAUGGAACAUUCCUGCAGCGAAUGCAGGACCCAAUCAUUGAAGCCAUCGAAAAUCGAUUGGCGAGCUGGACACAGGUUCCUGCAGAGAAUGGAGAAGAUCUGCAGGUGCUGCGGUACGCCAACAACCAGAGCUACGGCGCCCACUCCGAUGUCUUGAGUGAAGAUGCGCCGAGAAUGGCCACAGUGUUGCUGUAUCUAUCAGACGUCGAGUACGGAGGUGAAACGGCGUUCCCAAAGAAUUCAGUGUGGGUGGACCCUGACCUGGAGUUUUCUUAUGGACCCUGGUCGCCCUGUUCCCAGGGCCACGUCGCGGUGAAACCAAAGAAGCGGGAUGCCUUGUUGUUUUUCUCGGUGAAACCAGACGCCACAGUGGAUGCUGCUUCGAUGCACACUGGCUGCCCUGUCGUGACGGGGGUUAAAUGGACGGCCACGAAAUGGAUCCACACGAAGCCAUUCAGGCCUGAAUCAUUCAAGAGACCCAAUCCCGAGAAUCUUCCCCAUGAUCCAGGGUUGUGUGGCGAUCAUCAUCCAUUGUGCAACGACUGGGCUUCCAAUGGCGAGUGUGAGAAGAAUCCAGAAUUCAUGAUUUCGGGUCCCACUAGCCUCGGAGCAUGCCGUGCCAGCUGCCAGGCUUGCGAGGAAUGCACCCACAGGGAAGACGACUGUUACAACAGAAAUCGAGAGAGGGGUGGAUACCUCCUCUGGGAUGGAGACCCCACAGAAUGGAUAUUGGCUCCCUGA